UAUCCAUUCAGUGGGCGUGCCCUCAGCAUCGGUUCUGGCCCAGUGGCGCCCAGUGGGUCCGAGUCAUCUAACGUUAGAAACUUCAAACGGGUCCAAAGAAAAACUCUGGGACCCAGUGUACCCUUCAUGCUAACCCAAACUACCUGCGUUAGCUCCUUCCUCGUUGCAGCCUUAGUCUGGUGUCUCACAGCGAGACUUGCGUUACCUGAGAGGGAGAGGGGGGGCAGCUUGGCAUUUCGCGGGAUUUGGUCCUGCAGCGGGCUUACAGAUAAGGGAGAUUAUUCGGGUUUUUAUACAGAUGUCAAGUCUGGAAAGGGAGACCAAAAUGAUGUUAUCUCUCCUCCAGCGAUUAUUCUCCGAAGUCUUGAACGCAAUAAAUGUGGAAAGGGCAAAAAGUGGCCACCGCCAAGAAACGCCACAUCAGGCACUCCCGGGCUGUCCUCCUCCCAACUGUGCACAAAGUCUUGCACAAAGUCAUCAUCUUCAUUGAUCCUUGGGUCAGCACUUACGUACAUGGGAGGCCAACCUCGGAAAUCCUUUGCCCCCUCUGCGCAGAAUGCUUAUGUCUUUUGCCUGGUUUUUAUACAGAAUUUUGUACGUCAUGUCCGGUUACUGUCCUAGCAGAAAUCUUCACGAUUGCUUUCGCUGCCAUUCAUCUUAAUAGGGAUAUUAUGGUUUGCAAGGCGCGAGUCAGUGCAGUCUAUAGCUUCAACACUAGUAUAUGGCGCUAAGCCUGGAGGAUUCCACCAUAGACACCAUCUGAGUCUUGACGUCUAAAAAACCUGAUUUCUACACGCUAGUGUUUUUGCAACCGACCAAUCCAUCAUCUCAGUCUUAGAUGGAUGAACGCGACCGCCUCUUAUGAUAGGUGACAAGGAGGGACGCGGCUAACCUGCCGAAAUAUUAUACCUACCCAGC
Aspergillus piperis CBS 112811 is the source of this 918-nucleotide messenger RNA. RefSeq lists its product as uncharacterized. Lineage: Eukaryota; Fungi; Ascomycota; Eurotiomycetes; Eurotiales; Aspergillaceae. The transcript is spliced from 2 exons. The coding region runs from base 127 to 621 and encodes 164 amino acids. The record is from RefSeq and is a predicted model, not a curated record.